Molecule: messenger RNA, 2500 nt
Organism: Callithrix jacchus (white-tufted-ear marmoset)
Lineage: Eukaryota; Metazoa; Chordata; Mammalia; Primates; Cebidae
Gene: CCDC83
Product: coiled-coil domain containing 83
Source: RefSeq, a predicted model, not a curated record
CGGCCUACGGCCCCGGGUAUCCGCCCCCGGAAGCUGUGGAAGGGAUAUAAGGAGACUGGCUGGCCUCCUUUCUUGGCCCCUGACGCCUUCCAGUCUGACACUGAAGACUUUAUAAAUGUCCCCGCCCCCUCCCUCCAAGGGCCUUUCCUCGCGGCCUGGGCUUGCGCCACUUCGAGAUAUUCCUGGGGGUCGCGCCCUUCUGGUCUCGUCCACGAAGCGUCGUUCUUGAGCGUUAGGAGCUGCUGGAAAGGGUUCUGACAGACCCACCCCUCUUCACCCAGGAGGUGAGAAGGAGGGCAGGCCUUCUUAAUCUGCUCAGAGUGUUAAGUCAUCGCUCACCACCUUGGGUAGAAGCCCUGGAUACAUUGCUUGCCCUCUCGGAAGGCAGGCUCUGAAUUUGAUUCAGGACUCAAGAUGGCGCUGUGAGAACAACCCAGGAUUGGAGCUCGCGUUGUGUCCGCGGAAACAUGAUGAAACUGAAAUUCUGCAAAAAGAUUAAGUAACCUAUUCAAGGUCACACAGCUGCAUCUAGGAUUAAAGCCCAUGUCCACCUGAUUCAUUCAUGCAUCCACUCCUGUAUUCAUUUGACAAGCAUUUAUUGUGUGUCUGUUGUGCUUGGUGAGGAAAUACAGUAGUGCACAAGAAUUACAUCAUCCUCACUCUCAUGAGAGUUUCCAGCCAUUUAAACAAAUAAUUGCAAAGGUAUAUUUCUUAAUAGCUAACCAGCACAAUGGAAAACUCAGGGAAAGCAAAUAAAAAGGAUACAUAUGAUGGGCCACCAAAAGAAGUUAAAUUGCCUACCAGUGAAGCACUUCUAGACUAUCAAUGUCAAAUAAAGGAAAAUGCAGCAGAGCGAUUCAUGUUUCAAAUAAAGACACUUAGGGAAAAGAAUCAAAAAUAUCAUGAAAGAAAUAGCCACUUAAAAGAGGAACAGAUUUGGCACAUACGGCAUCUACUAAAGGAACUGAGUGAAGAGAAGGCAGAGGGAUUGCCAGUUGUAACAAGAGAGAAUGUUGAAGAAGCAAUGAAGGAAAAAUGGAAGUUUGAAAGAGACCAGGAAAAAAACUUGAAAGAUAUGCGCAUACAAAUAAGUAAUGCUGAGAAACUAUUUCUUGAGAAACUCGGUGAAAAGGAAUAUUGGGAGGAGUACAAGAACGUAGGGAGUGAACAACAUGCUAAACUCAUUACCUCCUUACAAAAUGACAUCAACACAGUUAAAGAGAAUGCAGAGAAAAUGUCAGAACACUAUAAAGUCACUCUGGAAGAUUCUAGAAAGAAAAUAGUCAAAGAAACUUUGUUGCAACUGGACCAAAAGAAGGAAUGGGCUACACAGAAUGCGGUAAAGCUCAUUGACAAGGGCAGUUAUCUAGCGAUCUGGGAGAAUGACUGGCUCAAAAAAGAGGUUGCAAUUCACAGAAAAGAAGUUGAAGAAUUACAAAAUGCUAUUCAUAAACUGGAAGAAGAAAAUUUGGUGCUUAUUGAUCAAUUAUUCAACUGUAGACUUGUGGAUCUCAAAAUACCCAGGCGACUAUAUCUUACCCAAGCUGCUGGACUAGAAGUGCCACCUGAAGAAAUGUCUUUGGAAUUGCCAGAAACACAUACAGAAGAGAAGUCAGAACUGCAACCCAUCAAAGCAGAAAGUGGAAACACGAUGCACUCAUCAGAUGAGAUCAGGACCUUACAUCUUAGUCAUGAAAAGAGCAUCACAGAUCUCCAGUAUGUGAAGACAGUUGAAGAGGAAAGCUCAUGCACAGAGUCUGGGGACACUGAUGUGAAGUACUUACUAUAUGAGGAUGAGAAGGAUUUCAAGGAUUAUGUAAACUUGGGCCCCCUGGGAGUGAAGCUUAUGAGUGUGGAGAGCAAGAAAAUGCCCAUUCAUUUUCAAGAGAAAGAAAUUCCAGUCAAACUCUAUGAAGGUAUCAGGAGCCCAGAAAGCCACAUCACGUAUAAGAUGAUGAAGUCUUUUCUCUAAGGCUGAAAUCUGCGAAGGAAACACAACUUUUCCUUAUAAAUAUUCUUUGGGAACUGAAGUAUAUUAUCUGUUGCCCAUUUUACUUACACUUUGCCUCAUUUUUAAACCAGCCGUUAUUGUUAAAGGUCAUAAUUACAUUUAAAAUCAAAGUUCCAGGUAUUCAGCUAUUCAUUUACUUGCAUGGUAUGAGUAACCACAAUGGAAGCACACUUUGUAUUUCUACAUUGAAGAAUUCAGAAGUAUGACAGUGGGUUUAAGGUGGUCUCUGACAUUCCUUUUCACACACACACAUACACACACAUACACAAAGCCACUGAUUAACCUGUGAUUCCAAUAUGAAAUACUUCCAUUAGAAAUGUUUCUAAGAAAAACUUAGAGGUUUGCAUAGCAUUGUCUAUAUAUCUUUCCCUCUGAGGAUGCUCAAUGUAAUGGACACCAUUCAAGCCAAUUCUUCUUAGUUUAACCAUGUGUAUUAGUCUGUUCUCAUGCUGCUAAUAAAGACAUACUCAAGACUGGGUAAUUUAUAAA